UUAAUGAGCGCCGUAGGAGCUGCCACAAACGCACGCCUAUGGUGACCUCCGACUCCGGUCCAUCCCUCCGCCGCCACAGCCGCCGCCGCCGCCGCCUCGUCUUCGACCGCCGCUACGGAUGGAUCUUCGACGAGUGGACGGACCCCGCCGACGCCGCCCUCGCCGGAGGCAGGGGGAUGUUCUGCGUGCUUCCCAUGGCGCGGUCGCUGCUGGACUUCGCCGUGUCCUCGGUUACCUGUGCGGCAGACUCGGUUAGCCGAACUCUUAAGCGCUCUGAAAUUUCAUCUCCUAUAGCAUAUCUUCCUGCCCUAUCAUUGGAGAGGAGGCAGCAAACAUGGUUUCGUGAACUUGAGCAUGUUGGAGUCAUAGCUGAUACGAAGUUAGUACCAUGCAGAACUCAGUGCAGCUUGGAGUGUAUGAGCACGGAUGGUCAUUGAUUGACAAGGCAUGGAAUCAUCAAUUAAUUGAAUACCUAGGUUCUGUGUAUGAUACAUUACUUCCUAUUUGUUUAUGUCAAAUUCUUGAAAUUUUAUCAAGGAGCCCAUUGUCUGUCUCUUUUGUCUCAUUUUUUAAGAAAGCAUGAAGCUCUUUAGCAAUUAGGUAAAGUUUUGCUAAAAUCAUGCCAUGAGUUUGUUGAUGGUCGGCCAGGUGAGAGGUCAGAUUUCACCAUCAUACUUUGCUGAAAUUAGAGAGUUCAUAAUUAGUUUUUCAAAUUUUAUUUUCUAAUUCAAAAUAAGGGACGCAGAUAACACCAAACAUUGCUGCCCAAAGUUUGGCUGCAAUGCUAUAGGAAGUUCAAAAUAAUAUUCAGUUUACCCUCUGUUCCUGUCUUGUAUUCCAGGUGAGUUGUGUUACUAUAGGUGACGAGCGUCUAUAACUGCGCCAUCUGGUUCUUCUGAUUAGUAAGCAGUGGAACUACUUGAACAUGGAGUGUAACUGUGUAAGCAGUUUGAAACAAAUGAUAGCAUAAUUAAAUGUUGGGGUAUCUG
This is a messenger RNA of Oryza brachyantha (malo sina), 989 nucleotides long. RefSeq lists its product as uncharacterized. The transcript is spliced from 4 exons. The record is from RefSeq and is a predicted model, not a curated record. Bases 39 to 437 code for a protein of 132 amino acids. NCBI's taxonomy places the organism in Eukaryota, Viridiplantae, Streptophyta, Magnoliopsida, Poales, Poaceae.